UGUCAGAUGGUUCCCCCGGAAUACGUCUGUACAUGUACUACAAUAAUAUUUUCUUGUGUUUUUUUCUGUAAUAAUAAAUAAAAAUAACAACUUUGACGGCGCAUCGUGUCAAUUAACAUUCGUAACAUUAACAGAUACUUACCGCGAUAGAGAUUUCAUCACCGCAUCACCAAACGCAGCACACACCGUCAUCAUCAAUAAAAUUUGAAUAAUAGAAUGCGAGAUGACGAGAGAUGACUAAUCAUUUAUUAUUAUACACAUGAAAGAUAAAUAAAAAUAAAAUAAAUUGUGAAUUUUUUGCAAAAUUGCGUAUUAAUUGACAACAGACAUCGCAAAACUACGUUCCUGAUAAUAAUAGUAUUAUACUAUACUCAAUUAUUUUAACAAACGAACGAGAGACGAAACACGGAACGGGAAACCACACCAAAAAACACGCGUUUUUGUAUGAAUUUGCAUUUCUCCAAUGGCACGAGCUGAGUCCACAACACAACAACAUGCACUUCGGACAGCAGAAGGAAUUGACGAUGUCGAAAAAUCAUUGGAGGUACUUGAUAAAGUGUUGUCAGAAUUCGAGGAGGAAACGGAAGGUUCGCCACCGACAGAGCCUGAAAGUCCAUCGCAGGGGCAUCAGUCAGAAGAUGAUGGUUACAUGAGUAUGAAUGGGAGAAGAGCAAAAUUCGUACCUGAUUUUCAACCGACAGCCGAAGUACAAUCGCAACCAGUCAUAAAAUCGACAAUACAAACAUCAAUUACAUCGAUGACGACGACGACGACGCCAACAACCACGACAUCAUCGCCCGUGGAAGAAGGAGAAGCGAAUGACGACGUUCGGCAGGAUGAGCAACAAAAUAUAUUGUCAACAUCAUCAUUAUCGCCUCCUUCGCCUGAAGAGGCGGAGAAAAUUAUUUUAAAUUUGUUACCGAGAAUAUCGCCGACACACACUUCAACGCCACCCAUGGCGCCGCAGAGUGGCGAUGAAACGCUGAAUAAUACAACGGGAGACUGCAGGAAAACGCAGAACAUUUCAUUGGGUGCCAUAUUACUGCCGAACGGCGAAAGUGGUGAGAGUAAAGCGACAAGUUUAGUCUCGAAUACGGUUCCGGAGCAAACGACACUGCCCAAAGCUCGUCCAAUGACCUUGGCACCGGACCAUCGUUACGCAAGUCUUCCAAGUACGAGCCCUCCACGGAUCGCAGACCAAUUUGCCGAUAGCGGAAUCGGCGGCGACACAGAUAGUCUUGGAAGUGGCAGGAAUAUUCUCGGCAUUGGCAUUAGUGCGGUGCAUGAUGCAGUUAUACGGGGCAUGGCAAAGAUGCCAGAAACUAUCGUCAACGAGCAUCCUGUGACAAUUUAUCCAGGCAGGUCAUCGCCAUCACGUCGUGUGCCGCCACGUACACUCCCGGGAUCGAUCGAACGACAUCGUGAAGUGUGCCGCCAGAAUUACAAUGACAAUUCGUCAUCCAAUAACGAAAAGUCAUCGGAAUCAUCGUCAUCCUCGUCAUCGCACACGUCUCCCGAAAAACACGCAUUUUACAUCCAUCAACAAAAACAGCAGCAAAAUGACAAAUUGCCAACUCCAACGACGACGAAAUUCGAUAGUAACGACAUCCAUCUCAUCACCUUCGAUCAAUAUCCGCAAAAAGUGGGCAAACGAAAAAGUUUCGAAAACGACGAAGAUCGAUUUUCCGAAGAUUCGCUCGAGGAAUCGUCGUUGCCGCCGCCACCUCCUCCGCCUGUUAUUCCGCCGCCGCCCAGUUUAUCGGCUCCCGUGACGCCGAGCAAGCGACACAGUGUCGCGUGGGAAAUUAACUUGGAUGACUCCGCCAGCAUCGGUGAACCGCAACCACUCACAAGUAACAAGCAAAUCCUUCGAAGUCGCAGCGGCAAACUCGGAUCUGGUUCGCAAUCCAGCAUCAAUUCGACUCCAGGGCACAGCAGCACGAGUGCGGGCAACAAAAAAUCUGGCGAUUCCAACGAUUGGCCCGAUCCGCCUGACAUUCCCGUGUGCAGCACCGAAGACGAAGCAAAUUCCAUUUAUUCGGACUCGGAUGGCAUUCACAUUCCCGACAUCGACCAGAUCACGGGAAAACCCGAUGGCACCUACGUGAUACGCAAAGGACGCAAACAGAGACAAAGACUGUCGGACCUGGAUAGCAUCAACAGCAGUCAGUACAACAGCAAUGACGACAUUUUGGCGUCAAACGUGCCGAGUCCCGUGUUUCCGGCGUCCAUUAAUAUCCCAAAGAACCGACACAGCAUCGAUUUGGGCGCGUCAUGCGUCAUGAACAAGCUACCGUCGUCGAAGCAACAACGUGUGUUGCCGAACAAGGUACCUGUUCACUCCACGUCGCAUCAUGCCGCACUUAAUUCUGCGAGAUCACGCUUAUCACUUGAUUUGAGUCAUUCGUCGUCGAAGCCCGGCAUCGUCAAGCCGCCACAACAUUUUACAAUCCAAUUUUACACAAAGCCCGUCAAUAACUCGCGCAUCGUAAAAAGCAAAAGUAAUAACAGUAUAAUCUCAUCCUCCCGCAGAUACACGGAAUUCAAAACGUUCGACUCGGCAUUCGAUGGCUUGCAGGCGGCACUCGAGAAGACGAACAACAAUAACAACAACAACAACUAUAAUUGUGGCAUUAACAAAAGUACGAGUAACAAUAAUAUCAAUAACAAUGGCAACAGCAGCGGUGGCGGCGGCGGCGUCGUCGUUGUCGAAAACAAUGCAGCGUCAAGCGGAGGCAAUGCGGGAACAACAACGACGUCGAUUUUGAUCAAUUGCGGCGGAGUCGUGUCAAAUAACGGGACUCCGCAGACGACAGUUAAUAGCAAUAGCAAUAUUAGUUCGGUUUUGCUGAAUUCCACGGGCACGGAGGGCAUGACACCGUUAUCCAGAUCAGCUUCGUUGCCAAUUAAAGUGGCGUCAGCAAAGUCAGACGAUGCAACGACGCCUCGUCGCGAUUUGGCACCUCCAAUUGAGGAAGACGAGGAACAUAGCAGCUUGGAAAUACACGAACGCCCGCCUCCAUUGCAGGAAAUCGAGAAUAAUAUCAGUGCAUUAUUGCGGGGAGACUUGCAGAUGCCACGAGUGAUCGAUGUGGCGAGUCAACGGCGAGCUGGUUUCCGUUUAGGUGUUCACAAGUCAGAAAGUGCCAAAGAAAUGUUGUUACAACAGCCUUCAUUGGGGCCUCUACCGCCGUCGCCUCCUUCGUGUAGUCCUGAACCAGAUAGCGAUGAAUUCCCUCCAUUACCGCCAUCUCCAAGUGAUAAUAUUGUGCAUGGAAUGCACGGCAUCCGGAUUUCGUCUCGUGGACGUCUCAAUAAUUAUCAUGACGAGCCCCCUACAAUACCUCCGCAUGUGCCGCCUCAUAGAGGACCCUCAAUAAACACGCUUAAAACGAGAUCAAUGGACGCUGGCUUCAGUAAAUCGUAUCGAAAUGGUUCGCAUCAUCAACCUCCAGUACCAACACAUCAACCAGGCACAUUACCAUCGGAUUUGCCAGGCAGCAUAAACUCUCGUCGACGAGUUAUUCCUGCCGGAUAUCCUCGGAGAGCCGCUCAAAGUCCCACAAAAGAAGAACGACGCCUUCAAACGUCUUGUAGUCUUCCGGAAACGCCAAUUUUCGGCAGAGGAUGUGACAUUCCUCGCACUCCCCAUAGACGAGCAGCUCCCGAAACGCCCAUUAGUAGCAUCAGCAGGACCGCUCCUCGUUCAAACAGCACAACGCUCAAUUCGUCAGUCAUUGGAAUCGGUGCUUCAGCAUUGGGUUCUGGUCGCCAACGUAACUUAAACCAAGUAUUAGCAAGUAGCGAAAUGCUCCGACUCGCCGGAGGCCCAGCACGUGGCUGGUAUCCGAAGCAACGACAAAACCGACCGUCGUCAGCGGAAAAUCUGGACAAACUACAUCCGCAGGGCAGCUUGCGUGCGUGGGAUACAGCGACAUCAACUGGUACGGGAAGUCGAAAACCGCUCACUUUGCCACCAAAUCUCACACCUCCCAAAUUUUUCAACUCAAAAUCACCUCGAGAUGCACUCCGACGUGUCACUAGCUUAUUAAUUCGAAAAGGAAAUACGGUUAAAGAGAAGGAAAACAAGGGAAGAGAUUAUCGAGAAGGUUACAUGCAUCAUCAAUCGCCGAGCGUUGGAGAUGACACAAGAUCCAAGGACAGCCAAAAGAAGAAAGGUUUCUUCCGGAACUUUUGGAAAAAGUCAAAACACUACUCACUCGAUCAACAUCAAUAAGAUUACGGUUUCCGUUUUUGCUGUUUUCAUAGUUCUACACCGCAAUAAUUUAAUGUUUAAUUAAAUUUUCGAAUAAUUUUCUCUUAAUUAAUUUUGAAUUGUUGACAAAAAUUAAUGAAACGAGAAAAAAAAGUGAAAGAAGAAAAUUAAGGAACAGCAAAGACGAAGCUAGUUUUUAAGAUUUAGAUUUAAAUCUUAGUUAGAACGUUAGAAAAUAAUUUGGAAGGUACUUCAUUAAUUAAUUGAAAAUUUCAACAUUUAACGUACUUAAAAAAAAAAUAAUAAAAAUAGUUAACUCACAACCAAUAUACAUAAAAAAUAGAGCAACAUAUAAAGUGCCAUCUAUUGAUGUCCCCGAAAAAUCCACAGCGCCAUCUGUUGCUUGAAUAUUAAAACUAAAAUAAUUGUUGACCUUAAAAAAUUGAAUAGAGUUUAGUGGACCCAAAAAAAAAACAUUAAAAAUAAAGAUAAUAACAAAAAAUUCACUACGAAUUAUAACAGCCUAAAAAAAUAUCUAGUUCAAUGUUUAGUUUAUAGAAUAUACCAAUGAAUUAUUCAGGUAAUGAAGAGGCUUCUAAUAAACAACUAAGCUAUUUUGAAUACAUUUAACUAAACUAUAUAACAAUUAUUACUACAAAAAAUACUGAAAACUGUGUUUUUUAGGUAUCUAAAUGGGUAAAAAUAUCAUUAUCGUGAAUUAGAGCUUGGAUCCUAAAUAACAAUUUUAAAGAAAAACUCGAAAUUUUAGUCCAUCCUAUAUACAAAACAAAGAAAAAACACGCAAACUAGUUACCAAUUGGCACCAAAAUCAUCUUCAUCGACAAAAAUGCACAACAUUCCAUUUUAUUAAUAUCGACGUCUAAACUACUUUUUAGAUAGAAAUUCGUUGUGUCAUCGCUAAUUAGCAAU
This is a messenger RNA of Culicoides brevitarsis, 5146 nucleotides long. RefSeq lists its product as uncharacterized. The transcript is spliced from 18 exons. The record is from RefSeq and is a predicted model, not a curated record. Lineage: Eukaryota; Metazoa; Arthropoda; Insecta; Diptera; Ceratopogonidae. The coding region runs from base 464 to 4237 and encodes 1257 amino acids.